CAAAAAGUGAAUACUAAGAAUACCUUAAACUUAUUUUGUAGUUUCAAUGCUCCCCACGAGCGCAUUUAAUUAGAUAAGCGCUCGACGUUGAAGUUUCAAAAGAGUUGGCAAAAAUGUUAACAUCUUACGACUACUUAAUCCUUUUGGCUGUGUUAUUGAUAAGCGUCGCUAUUGGAAUCUAUUUCGGUUGUUUUGGAACUAAGCAAGCGUCUACCAAUGAAUAUCUACAUGGUGGUAAAAAAAUGGGUGUUGUUGCUGUUGGAGUUUCUGUAGCCGUGAGUCACUUUUCAGGAGUGACCAUGAUGGCCGUUCCAGCAGACGUAUACCGAUUCGGAGCCUAUUUCCUCUAUAUCAUCGUGUCCACUGUUUUAGUCGGACUUCUUUCAGUCUAUGUUUACUUACCAGUGUUCUUUAAAUUACAGCUUACCAGUAGUUACGAAUAUCUAGCAAAGAGAUUUGACAACCGCACAAAACAGUUAGCGGUGUAUUUGUACCUCUUUUCAGAAAUUAUAUAUUUUCCUUUGCUAGCAUAUAUUCCAGCGUUAGCAUUUUCAGCCAUGAGUGGACUCAGUGUUAAUUUAACAGCUUUCAUAGUUUGUGCUUUGUGUAUCUUCUAUACCACAAUUGGAGGACUAAAGACGGUGGUUUGGACCGAUUGUUUCCAGUUUAUGGUCAUCAUGAUAUCCGUAAUUAUCAACUGCUAUCUGGGUUUGGAAAAGUCAGGUGGCGUUAUGUCGAUUUGGGAAACUGCUUUAAGUGGCGAAAGAUUUAAUAUUGUCGAUUUUAGUGUCGAUCUAACACGGCAAGAUUCAUUUUGGGCUGUUAGUGUAGGAUACACUGCAACCAUGGUAUCUACAAUUGUGAUACAUCAAACUGGAGUUCAGAAGUACUUAUCUGUUCCUAAAUUUCGUCACUGCAUUUGGUCAGUCAUAUACAGCGCAGUUUGUAAAUGUGUAGUCACCAUUUUGUGCGUUUUAAUUGGUCUAGAAGUGUACGCCAAAUAUGCAGACUGCGAUCCUCUAACCAGUAAAAAAAUAAGAAAACAUGAUCAAUUAUUGCCCUAUUUUCUCACGCAAGUGGCAGGACAUAUACCUGGAGUUUCAGGUCUUUUUGUGGGUUCAGUUUUCAGUGCUGCUUUAAGUUCGAUGUCGUCGCUUUUAAAUUCGAUGGCUGGAAUCAUCUACAACGAUUUAGUAAAAAAACGUUUGAAGAAGGAAUAUUCCGAGUUAAAAGAGAGUAACAUUUUGAAACUGAUUGUUAUCCUCUGUGGGGUUGCAUGUACUUGUUUAGUGUUCGUUAUUGAACAUUUGGGACCACUACUUGCUUUAAAUAUUGCACUCAGGGCUCCUAUUAACGGUCCACUUCUUGGAAUGUUUACACUAGGAAUGCUUUUCCCUAGAACUAAUGCAGAUGGUGCUUUCUAUGGUGGAUUGAUUAGCCUUAUUUCUGUGACAGAGUUAAUGAUGGCAACGAAAUACUAUGAACUUAGAAAGGUGUUAAUUCAUCCAACUAGACCUGUCUCUGUCGAAGGUUGUGCAAAUUUGUUUGAUAACAGUUCUGUGAAUGCUUUACAGUCUCAUCUGUUUAACUCCACAACUACCGCUUCUGCUCACCAACAAGCUCCAUUCUUUCUGAAACUAUCAUUUCAGUAUUAUACAUUUUUAGGAACUAUGCUUGCAGUACUUAUAGGAGUAUUAAUAAGUUGUAUGACAAAAAAGAAACAGAAGUCUACUGAUCCAAAUCUCAUUAGUCCCGUUUGUCGGAAGUUUUUUUUAAAAGAAGAACACAGAAAAUACGACGAACUUCAUGAGAAAGAAAGUAAAAGGCAUCUUAUGAAAGUUAAUCGCGAAGAAAAUACUACAGACAAUACUGUAUAAU
This is a messenger RNA of Zophobas morio, 1878 nucleotides long. Its product is annotated as sodium-coupled monocarboxylate transporter 2-like. Gene Ontology annotation, molecular function: symporter activity. The record is from RefSeq and is a predicted model, not a curated record. The transcript is spliced from 9 exons. Gene Ontology annotation, cellular component: membrane. Bases 114 to 1877 code for a protein of 587 amino acids. Gene Ontology annotation, biological process: sodium ion transport; transmembrane transport. Lineage: Eukaryota; Metazoa; Arthropoda; Insecta; Coleoptera; Tenebrionidae.